AUGAACACCCCUAGAGCCUUCAAUACCGGCAAUCCUGUCGUUGCAAGCGCCCCGCCGAUGAAGAAACAAGCUGUCGCCAACUACCUCGCCGCAAUCCUCGGCCACCUUUGCGUAAAGCUGCUCUGGCGGAGUGCCCUCGCCCAUGCCUCCGAGGUUAAAGGCGAGCUGGCGGUAUUCGGCCUCAUACUGCUGGUGAUAGUCCUUUUCAUGAUCGAUGUCCACAUACAGGUGUCCUUCCAGAACGUGGUCAUGCCGACGACAGGGUCCGGGGCGGCCGGGACCAACAAAGCAGGAGGCGGCGCCGCGCUCGUUGUGGCCUACAUAAUUCACUGCAUUCCGUUCGCCAAUUCGAUCCUCGACGUCUCCAAGAUCGUUGUUUGGGUCAACUUUGUGUUCAAUGUUGGGUGUGUCAUGGAGAUGCGAUGGGGAUUGUUCCAGAAGGUGGUUAACAAGAUCGCCGGCGGCGAGGAGGACGAGGAGACGCGCAAUUAA
Messenger RNA from Diaporthe amygdali, 492 nucleotides. RefSeq lists its product as uncharacterized. The transcript has a single exon. NCBI's taxonomy places the organism in Eukaryota, Fungi, Ascomycota, Sordariomycetes, Diaporthales, Diaporthaceae. The coding region runs from base 1 to 492 and encodes 163 amino acids. The record is from RefSeq and is a predicted model, not a curated record.